Ceratotherium simum simum (southern white rhinoceros) is the source of this 1974-nucleotide messenger RNA. RefSeq names its product thymocyte selection associated family member 2 (gene THEMIS2). The record is from RefSeq and is a predicted model, not a curated record. Lineage: Eukaryota; Metazoa; Chordata; Mammalia; Perissodactyla; Rhinocerotidae. Gene Ontology annotation, biological process: T cell receptor signaling pathway. Gene Ontology annotation, cellular component: nucleus; cytoplasm.
GGCGGCGGGCCAUUCAGCAGGCGUCCCCGAGCCGCGACCAUGGAGCCGGCGUCGCUGCAGGACUUCGUCUGCGCUCUGGACCCCGCCUCCCUCCCGCGCGUGCUGCGGGUCUGCUCGGGGGUCUACUUCCAGGGCUCCAUCUACGAGAUCUCUGGGAAUGAGUGCUGCCUCUCCACGGGGGACCUGAUCAAGGUCACCCAGAUUCGCCUCCAGAAGGUGGUCUGCGAGAACCCGAGGACGGGCCAGACCAUGGAGCUCGCCCCCAACUUCCAGGGCUGCUUCAGUCCCCUCACGGGCCCCCAGAGCUAUGGAACCCUGGAGGAGCUGGUCUCUGCUGUAACCCACAGCUCCAAGAAGCUGCCCGUUUGCUUCCUGUCGACCCACAGAAUCACCACCGACACCAGGGUGGUGCCUGAGGACGAGCCCCUCAUGCUUGAGGCUGUGGAAACGCGCUUUGGGACCUGCUGUGCCCGCUGUGUGCUGGGUACAGGAGCCCAUCGGGUCAUUCUGCACCUGCCCCUGUCCCAGCAGGGGCCCUUCUGGGAAUGGAAGCCUGGUGCCCCUCGGACCCUGCUCCAAGCCCUGAAGGACCCAGCCAUGAGGGACCUCCUCCUCACCUGCCCCACCAUCCCCUGGCGUGCUCUGAUCCUGAGGCCCCAGUAUGAGCUCCAAGCCAUCAUGCACCUGCGCAGGACCAUCGUCAAGAUCCCUUCCACCCUGGAGGUCGACGUGGAAGAUAUCACUGCCACCUCUCAGCACGUCCACUUCAUCCAACCGCUGCUGCUGAGCGAGGUCCUGGCCCGAGGAGGACCCUUCCCCCUGCCCACAGAGAUUCUGGAAGUUCCAGAGGGGCCCCCCAUCUUCCUCAGUCCGUGGAUGGGCUCCUUGCAGAAAGGCGAGAGGCUCUGCAUCUAUGGCUUGGCCUCGCCCCCUUGGCGGGUCCUGGUCUCAACCAAGGGCCGGAAGGUGCCCAGACACUUCAUGGUCUCAGGGGCCUACCAGGGCAAGCUGCGGCGGCGGCCAAGAGAGUUCUCCACGGCCUAUGACCUUCUGGGUGCUCUCCAGCCAGGCCGGCCACUCCGGGUGGUGGCCACGAAGGACUAUGAGGGCGAGGGAGUGGAGAACUCCGGGUUCGCUUCCCUGGCUGUGGGUGACAGGCUGGAGGUGUUGAGGUCUGGCCAGGCCCAUGGGGUUCAAGGCAGGGAUGUAGAUGUCUUGGUGUGUCAGCGGCUGAGUGACCAGACCAAGGAGGAAGAGGAGGAAGAGGAGGAAGAGGAGGCGGAGGACCAAGAACAGGUUGUGCUGCCCCUCUACUUCUCCGGCGGCUUCGUGGAGGAGAUGAGCGAUGGCCGGCGCUACAGCCUGGAGGAUUUGACUACCCAGUUCUCACUGCCCUGUGAAGUCAAGGUGGUGGCCAAGGAUACUAGCCACACUGCUGACCCUCUGCCCUCCUUCCCGGGCCUGCGGCUGGAGGAGAAGAUCACGGAACCCUUCUUGGUGGUUGGCCUGGACUCCAAGCCUGGGAUGUGCUUUGAGAUCCCUCCCCGGUGGCUGGACCUGACUAUUGUGGAGGCCGAGGGGCAGCCAGGCCCGCCAGCUGGGUUUCUCCCUGUAGCCACAGUGGAGGAGCUGACGGAGGCCUUCUACUACCACCUUCGGAAGUUACCCGCCUUUGAGAGCCAAACCCCCCCGCCCCGGCCCCCAAAACGUCAGGGCCUCAGCAAGCAGAAGCAGCCGAGCAGCAAGGAGAGAGGCAAUAAGUCUUCUCAAGUCUUAGAAAUGCAGCAACCCCCUCUGCUGCCCAAAGCCAAGAAGAAGACCUUACCAGAGGUUGCCAAAGAUAGGUCAAAUAUGUACAGCAAGAUUCCUGCCCACAAGAAGGGCCUCAGGCCCACCAAGCCCGAUAUACAGGAUCCAGAUGAUGAUGAACACGAUUACGAAGAAAUAGCUGAGCAAUUUCGGAACACCGUCUAG